AUGCCAGCGGCCCAGCAGGAGACCACCACAGGAGCUGCAGAUGACGUCGACCCUGGCACCGCCUGCUGCAGCACCGUAGAUGACGAAACACUGCCAGAGCUCAACCCACUGUCAGAUCACUCCUACAGUAUUCAUAACAAGAGUGAGACCGAGCUCCUCAGGAAGAUCUCUAGCCUGAAGGAUGUGAUUGGAAGCUUAGAGGAGGAAGUUAAAAAGGUACAAGCUCAAGUGAUAUCACUGAAAAGGCAGCUUGACAAGAGCCGCCAAGAACAAGUUGACUCAAUGAAGCUGUGCGACCGAGUAAAACAAAAAAACAGGUCGCUUAAGCUUGAUCUCUCGGCCACGUACAGGCGGAUGAAGGAAGCGGAAGCUAAGGGAACGACAGAGUUUCGUUACGAAGCCAUCAAACAGGACCACAAGAAACUGAGGUACUACACAGGCUUCACGUCACCUGAACGCUUAGACGUGUUUUGGUCCCUUCUGGAGCCAGAUGCUAAAAGAUUGCAGUUUUGGCAAAUGAAAGAAACUGAAAACGAGGACCGCAGAUUUAUUCUGCCUCUGAAGACUCAGCUGAUUUUAAUACUCCUUCGUCUUCGAUUGGGGCUUGACGGAGCAGACCUUGCUUUCAGGUUUGGUGUGUCGCAAAGUACGGUGUCCCGAAUUUGGGUCACUUGGCUGGACUUCCUGGACAACAGGCUUCGCCAGGUGCCAACAUGGCUGCCCCCUCACCUGUGUGAUAAAUACAGGCCACAAGCCUUUGCAGACAAAGGGUAUAACACCGUGGAUGGGAUCCUGGAUUGCACCGAGAUCUACAUAGAGACUCCAUCUUCAUUUCGAGUGCAGAGUGAAACAUACUCGACAUACAAGAAACACAAUACUGCAAAGGGAUUGAUUGUCUGUAGCCCUAACGGGUUCGUCACCUUUGUGUCGGACCUUGCACCUGGCAGGCUGUCCGACAAGGCACUUACGAAGGCUUGCGGUGUAUUGGACAAGUUCACCCCUGGACGCAGCGUCAUGGCGGACAGGGGCUUCACAAUAUCGGAGGAAUGCAAGCAGCGCUCACUCCACCUGAAUAUUCCGCCAUUUAUGGAAGGGCGACCCCAGCUCUCGGAAGAGGAUGAGCAGGAAACAAGGCACAUUGCAAGCGUCCGUAUACACGUCGAGAGAGUUAUCAGAAGGGUAAAAAAUUUCAGAAUCCUCUCGCAGAUUUUUCCAAACAGCAUGUCUGAGCAGCUCAACAAGGUGUGGCACGUUUGUGCUCUUUUGACAAACUUUGUUGAUGAGCCCUUGUUGUAG
This is a messenger RNA of Ixodes scapularis (black-legged tick), 1296 nucleotides long. RefSeq lists its product as uncharacterized. NCBI's taxonomy places the organism in Eukaryota, Metazoa, Arthropoda, Arachnida, Ixodida, Ixodidae. The transcript is spliced from 3 exons. The coding region runs from base 1 to 1296 and encodes 431 amino acids. The record is from RefSeq and is a predicted model, not a curated record.